Molecule: messenger RNA, 240 nt
Organism: Trichoderma gamsii
Lineage: Eukaryota; Fungi; Ascomycota; Sordariomycetes; Hypocreales; Hypocreaceae
Exons: 2
Coding region: 1-240 (79 amino acids)
Source: RefSeq, a predicted model, not a curated record
AUGAUAUUCCAAUUUCCGAUAAAAUGUUAUCUUGAAACAUCGUCUGUCAGCCCGCUAUAUCCAGCACCGUUCCAUGUCCUAUUGGGAUCCUUGUUCAUGGCGGCGGCCACUGUGUUGGUUAUCCGGAGAUUGAGCUUCCGACAAGUAAUCUUUCACCGCCGACGUCAAACAUAUUUUCACGAUCGCAUGGAUGAAAUGAGCGUAUCAUCCAGGAGCAGUAUAGAGUAUCUACAAGGAUAG